Penicillium argentinense is the source of this 2328-nucleotide messenger RNA. RefSeq lists its product as uncharacterized. The record is from RefSeq and is a predicted model, not a curated record. The coding region runs from base 1 to 2328 and encodes 775 amino acids. Gene Ontology annotation, biological process: regulation of DNA-templated transcription. Lineage: Eukaryota; Fungi; Ascomycota; Eurotiomycetes; Eurotiales; Aspergillaceae. Gene Ontology annotation, molecular function: DNA-binding transcription factor activity; sequence-specific DNA binding. The transcript is spliced from 2 exons.
AUGAGCUCGCCAGGCAUGACUCGCAAGCGACCGGCGCCGGGCACAACCCCAGCUGUUUCCCCUCAGAUGGCAGGUGUCCCAAACUACGCCAACCCUAGUGCCUCGCUCUCCAACGACCAAUUCUUGCAAUGGGGAUCAGACCCUUCAAACGUCAUCAACACCUCCUCACUCCACGAUCCCCCGGCGUACAAUCAACAGGGAUUCGCGACAUCCCAAGAUUUAUCCGCGACCGCAUCGAACCAGCUCGCUCGUCGCCAACAGCCCAGUCAACAGCUCGUGAGUCGAAACCGUGGAUACGAGCAAGCACCGACGGUAUACCCAGAUCACAACACCACCGUCGGACCGCCCGGUGAAUCAGGCGCAUGGGGAGAGUCUCUGGAGGAACUGUAUCAGAAAGCCCAGGUGGCAAAGAGAGAGGCGCAAGCCAAAAGGAAACAGAUCCCUCCUUUUGUGCAAAAACUGAGCAGUUUCUUGGAUGAGUCCAAAAAUACGGAAUUGAUUCGGUGGUCGGAUGACGGUAAUUCUUUCAUUGUGCUUGACGAGGAUGAGUUUGCGAGGACAUUGAUCCCAGAGCUCUUCAAGCACAACAACUAUGCAUCAUUCGUUCGACAACUGAAUAUGUACGGCUUUCACAAGAAAGUGGGGCUCUCGGACAACUCGAUGCGCGCUAGUGAGAGAAAGAAUAAGAGCCCAAGCGAAUAUGCAAACCCCUUCUUCAAGCGAGGUCAUCCAGACCUGCUGUGGUUGAUUUCGAAGCCAAAAAAUGCGGCCGGCCACGCGAGCAAAUCGAGUAAAGGCGGUACGCGGGUCAAGACUGAAGACGCAGAUGAAAAUGAUCUUGACGAUUUUGGAGAAGAGGGCGGGCAGAUCUCUCGCGACGAACGAGGACGGCCAAACCAGUUGUCCCUCCGGACAGACAACGCUUUGCCCAAAGAUCAACUGGCCGGAGUCUAUCGAGAGUUGCAGGUCAUUCGUGCCCAGCAAUCAGUAAUUUCCGGUACUAUCACCAGGCUGCGAAAGGAGCACGAGCAGCUGUACUCCCAAGCAGCCAAUUUCCAGGAGCAACAUACGCGCCAUGAGAAUUCGAUCAACGCUAUUCUCACUUUCUUGGCGACUGUCUACAACCGAAGCCUCCAAGGGCAAGAUGGGACGCAGAAUAUCGCCAACUCUUUCGCCGGUGCCAUCUCCGGGGAUCAAGGGAACAUUGUCGAUGUGGAUGACUUCUCGCUUAAUCACCUAGCGAACAUGGCAAGUCCUACGACUCAACGAACGAUGAAGAAGCAGCCCCUCCUUCUCAAAGCGCCCCCUAUCACCGACGAAGCUAACCGAGCAACGACCCUUUCGCCUGCCAGCGGCCAUUACGAUACUCGGUCUCGUAGUCAUACUCGCCAACCCAGCGCGACUCAGCCUGGUCAUGUGGAGGAAGUCCUGGACAACAGCCCACGACAAAAUGCAUCCACAAUCCCUCCAGGACAUCAGGGCGACGAGCAAGACCCCCAGAGAGAUAUCAUGUCGGUCAUCCAUAAUUCCAAUGCCCGAAACGGGAUUUCUACCAACUUUUCCGAUUUUCCGAAUGUCCUUUCAUCGCUCGAGACCUCGGGUGGCAAUGUUCCGCUCACGCAACACCAGCGCGAGGACAUGCUACGGCUCAUGGGCAAUGAGAUCAACACGGCCAACCCAACCGGCCAAAGCUCUCACAACAAUGCCCUCACUUCCCCUAAUCCGCCACCGAUGCCACCGAACUACUCCGGCCGUCUUGCGAGCACUCGGAAGGAGAUCGAUGACUUGGUGAAAAUGCAAGCCGAACAGGAUCGCUCUGUUCAGAAUCUGACCAACCUGCUCCAACCGCUCAGCCCCAAUGGUACCAUUCCCGGGCUAGGUGACGGUGAUGGCAAUGUUCCUCCUCCCCCGCUUGAUCUCGAUCAAAUCUUCAACAACGACUACUUCACCGAUAUUGGAGAUGCGGACAACGACAAGAAAUUCAAUCUAGACGAGAAUGGAAAUGUGCCGGGUACGGGAACCCACACGCAUGAUCAUUUGGGCAAUCCUCCCGUACCUGACGACGGAGACGCCAACGAUUUGUUUGACUUUGACCACCUCCCCAACGAGGCUGAUCUCUUUGAUAGCACCAACCAGGGCCACUCGGGCUACAAUUAUGGCUUCGAUGGGGGCUUUGAUGGUGGUGAUUCUGCCGCCGGCCACAAUGCGGACUCGGGUCGUGUUGUCGAGCAGUUGACGGAUAGUGAGGCCACGAGUCCUGCCGCCGCGGAUGAACACGCCGAUGGCCCAAUCGACGGCGGCAGUGCCAAGCGACGCAGGAGGGCAUAG